AUGGCAUCAAAGGGAACAACCUUCAAAGCUGGUGUCCGGUUUCUCUCCUUUGAUACUGUCAGAAACCUGCUCUCCGACCACCAUGGCCAACUGUCGCCGAUGCGAGGUGUACUAGCCGGAAUGUUGGCCGGUUGUGUCGAGUCCAUAGUGGCGGUGGCCCCAACCGAGCGCGUGAAGACAGCAAUUAUUGACGAUGCCAAAGGUAGAGCGUUAUUCAAGGGCGGAUUGCAUGCUUUCAGGACGAUCAUUCACGAGCAAGGUCUGGUCGGGCUCUACCAAGGGCUUCUUCCAACCGUGCUGAAGCAGUCUGCGACAUCAGCAGUACGCAUGGGCUCAUAUAACGUGUUAAGAGAGUAUGCCCACCGAUACAAUCUGCCAAAUAACAGCUUGACCACUUUCUCCACAGGUGCAAUAGCUGGCAUCAUCACCGUGUACGCUACUCAACCUCUAGAUACAAUCAAGACCAGGUCACAAGGGACUACCAGGGUUGGCACUGUCACUGCAAUCCGUGAUGUAUUUUGCACUUUAGGGUUGCGUGGCUUCUGGCGGGGGAGUACCAUGAGACUGGGAAGGCUCUUUUUCAGUGGUGGCAUCGUGUUCACGGUGUAUGAGAACGUCGUUGCGUUGCUGGCACCAUCGGCGCGGUGA
Molecule: messenger RNA, 648 nt
Organism: Exophiala aquamarina CBS 119918
Lineage: Eukaryota; Fungi; Ascomycota; Eurotiomycetes; Chaetothyriales; Herpotrichiellaceae
Exons: 2
Coding region: 1-648 (215 amino acids)
Biological process (GO): mitochondrial citrate transmembrane transport
Source: RefSeq, a predicted model, not a curated record